Penicillium cinerascens is the source of this 2454-nucleotide messenger RNA. RefSeq names its product DUF803 domain membrane protein. Gene Ontology annotation, molecular function: magnesium ion transmembrane transporter activity. Gene Ontology annotation, cellular component: membrane. Lineage: Eukaryota; Fungi; Ascomycota; Eurotiomycetes; Eurotiales; Aspergillaceae. The coding region runs from base 1 to 2454 and encodes 817 amino acids. The transcript is spliced from 2 exons. The record is from RefSeq and is a predicted model, not a curated record. Gene Ontology annotation, biological process: magnesium ion transport.
AUGGAUCCGCAAUCCGCCCUCGCACACACCUCGGCCCUCUUCGCCCGCGCCGACUCCGACAGCCGCCCGCCCGUCUACAAAGCAGUCGGAAUCUCACUCGCCGUUGCAUCAGGCGUAUUUAUCGGCGUCUCCUUCGUGCUGAAGAAAAUCGGCCUCCUCAAAGCAAACGUCAAAUACAAUGAAGAAGCAGGCGAAGGAUACGGCUACCUGAAAAAUGUCUGGUGGUGGACGGGAAUGACCCUGAUGAUCGUGGGCGAGAUCUGCAACUUCGUUGCAUACGCCUUCGUCGACGCAAUCCUAGUAACACCACUAGGCGCUCUAUCCGUGGUGAUAACCACGAUCUUAUCAGCAAUAUUUUUAAAAGAACGACUCUCCUUUGUUGGAAAGGUGGGCUGUUUCUCGUGCAUUAUCGGGGCUGUGGUGAUUGCCAUGAAUGCGCCCGAGCAGUCGUCUGUCAGCAAUAUCCAGGAGAUGCAGCACUUUGUUAUAGCUCCCGGAUUUUUGUCAUAUGGCGGCGUCAUUCUGCUGGGUUCAUUGAUUACUGCGCUCUGGGUGGGCCCCAGAUACGGCAAGAAGAGCAUGUUUGUCUAUAUCAGCAUUUGCAGCAUGGUUGGUGGGUUGAGCGUGGUUGCGACGCAGGGUCUUGGGUCUGCUAUUUUGGCUCAGAUUAAUGGCGAGUCGCAGUUCAAGCAUUGGUUCCUUUAUGUUUUGUUGGUCUUUGUGGUUGGGACGCUGCUGACGGAGAUUAUCUAUCUCAACAAAGCUUUGAAUCUCUUCAACGCCGCUCUCGUCACUCCGACCUACUAUGUCAUGUUUACCAGCUCCACCAUCGUCACUUCGGCUGUGCUGUUCCAGGGGUUCAAGGGUUCUGGUAGUGAGAUCGCUACAGUCAUCAUGGGCUUCCUGCAGAUCUGCUCCGGUGUCGUUCUCUUGCAGCUGUCCAAGUCUGCUAAGGAUGUUCCUGAUGCCGCUGUGUUCAAGGGUGAUCUGGACCAGAUUCGCGAGGUUGCUACGCAAGAGGAGCCCGAGUACGAGCCCAAAGCGGACUCCAUCCGAGGCGCAGCAUCUAUCCUCCGUCGGAUCUCGACUACUCGUCGUGAUGCGGAGGCUGUUGAGGCCCGGCGCUUUGUUCAAGAUAAGCAUGAAGACUAUCUCAGGCCACCCGGUGCGAACGAAAUCGUCGAAUGGGAUGGCAUUCGCCGACGUAAGACCGUCAUUGGUGAAGGCCCUACCAUGUCUCGACCGGCGAAUUCGCGCUCGCCAUCGAUCAAGCAACCGCUGCCGCCCUUGGGCAUGUCGCGGUUCCCCGACCCCGAAGAUGAAGAGGAACACCGACCCGGCACUAAUCAAAGUGGACACUCUUUCCUCAGUGAAAUUCGCUCACGAGCAGGGAGUGUGCUUCAUCCUCAGUGGCGUCCCGUGCACAAAAAUGAUGAGAGAUACCUUAACUCGACCAAUACACCUGUGACCAUGACCGAGAUGACAGGGGGUGCCGUCGACACUGAGUACCAUGGCGCUGGUAAUGAAGAACAGGGAGCUCCUUUCCGUCCCCCUGGACGAGGGCGCAGCGACACGCCCCGGUCUAUCCACUGGGCCGAUGAGAAGGGAGCCGAUGACCAUCUUUCCGAGUCUCCAGUCCAUGCUGCGCAACGCCAAUUCUCCUUCAAUAACAUGUUCAACCGCAUCAGAAAUGGCAGCCAGAACUCCCCCAAGGCCCCUACGAGUCCAACCCGAGGUAUCCUACGUCGGACGCACCUUUCAGGAGGCGACCUGCGCAAUUCUGCAACUGAAGAGGAGCGACUUGGCCUGGUGAAGGGUGACUCGCGCACUACUCAGCCGGGAGAGACAUUCGGCGAGAAGCUGGACCGCUGGUCUAGCGGCGAAUCUGACCUCGCCGAAGUGCCACCCAUGCACCCUGGCCGUCCCCACGGAGACUCCGUAUCGAGCAUGUCCACGUCUGCCUUCCCAGCAUACGAGGAUAACCAUGCGCUCUACUCCCACGCCAACGUCUCAAACCCCUACUACCUUCCACCCAGCCGGCAAGCGGCCGCAUCGCCAGAGCAAGUCGACGAGCACGAAGGCUAUCAACAUCCUCCUGGCAGCCGCAACCGCACCAGGACCAAUUCGUCUCACAUCCGCGCCCCGCCACCCUCCCAAUCCUCCUUCUCCACCCACCGCCAUCCCAACCCUCUCCCUCCUCUUCCAGACGAGAGGGCAUUCAGCGGUGAAACAUCGGGCCUGAGAUCCGCUUCUAACGUCUCGUCCGAUAUGGGGGCCUCGAUCCCUGCAUCCACCGAAGCCCGAGACGAUGACCACCAUGCCCAGUCCCCUCCUGGCUCUGGCUCUCCAACACGUCGACACAGUGGCUGGCGCCGGCAUAUCUCCGAGCCCAGCAGUGUCGACGGAGAGGCAAACCCGGAGCGUAAACCUGGGAAUGGCGGAGCGUUCGUCUGA